Molecule: messenger RNA, 2041 nt
Organism: Hibiscus syriacus
Lineage: Eukaryota; Viridiplantae; Streptophyta; Magnoliopsida; Malvales; Malvaceae
Exons: 5
Coding region: 230-2041 (603 amino acids)
Molecular function (GO): protein binding
Source: RefSeq, a predicted model, not a curated record
GAAUUUUGAGAUAAAGUGGCUUUCGCUUCCUAAAUCCCUCCAAUAGAGAGAAUUGAAGAGAAACUCAAGAGUCUGGUCCAAAUUAAUAGGCUUUUCCUUUAUUUAGAGGAGGUGUAAUAGUUGUUGUAUUAGCAGAUUGAUCGAAAAAUUUUUUUUCGACUGAUAGAAACACUUCUUGGACAAUCUUGAAAAGGGUUUGGAGAUUUUGCCGAGAAAAAACAGAGAAUCGAUGUGGUCAAGCGACAAAAACUUUCCAGCGAGGGGUUUCUUGACCCCACAGCCCCCUGCAUGGAAGAAAACACAGUCCGCUACCGCCUUGCCAUUGUCUGAGAGGAAAAGAAUCUCGCCUGCCAAUAAUGGCGACUUUCAUGUCAUUCAUAAAGUGCCAGCUUCUGAUUCUCCUUAUGGCAGGGCAAAGCACGUACAGUUGAUAGACAAGGACCCAAAUAAGGCGGUUUCCCUGUUCUGGGCAGCCAUUAAUGCUGGAGAUCGUGUUGAUAGUGCAUUGAAAGACAUGGCUGUCGUAAUGAAACAACUGGAUAGAUCUGAUGAGGCUAUUGAGGCAAUCAAAUCUUUCCGCCAUCUAUGUUCUCAUGAUUCUCAGGAGUCUCUUGAUAAUGUCCUUGUUGAACUCUACAAGAGGUCUGGAAGGGUUGAUGAAGAGAUUGAAAUCCUUCAGACCAAACUGAGGAACAUCGAGGAAGGAACUGUUUUCGGUGGGAAGAAGACCAAGAUUGCAAGAUCUCAAGGGAAGAAGAUUCAGAUUACUAUUGAACAAGAGAAAUCAAGGAUACUAGGGAAUUUGGCUUGGGCCUAUCUCCAGCAACAUAAUUAUGGAAUUGCUGAACAACAUUACAUAAAAGCUCUGUCUCUGGAGCCAGAUAAGAAUAAGCAAUGCAACCUGGCAAUAUGCUUGAUGCACAUGAAUAGGAUCGGUGAAGCAAAGUCACUGCUUCAGGAUGUUAAAGCUUCAGCUGGAACUGAAGAGAUGGAUGAAUCCUACUCGAAAUCGUACGAACGUGCUAUUGAAAUGCUGAUGCAAGUAGAGUCUCAAUCAAAUUUAGAGCCGGUUGUGGAACAUGAACCAAAUAAAGGGAAAGAAACUCGAAGAUUCUUGAUGUCACGCGGGGAUCAAAGCUUGAAGGAAGCUAGCGUUUUCCUUCCCAGAAAUGAAGAUAAUAGUCCUUGGUGUAUGGGCAGGAGAAGGUUGCCUCAUGGAGAUGAGCAAAAUGGUGAAUCAUACCAUGAAAACCACCAUCACCUUGACAAGAAUGAUAACUUGUCUAGAUAUGAUGACACAAGUUCACAAUGUACACCAAUUGGACUGAAAGGUAGUUUGCAGUCUACUCCACAAACCAUGCUCACUGAGAAGUGGAGAAAAGGCUCGUACUUCGGAAGCCCAAUUGAAGGGUCAGUGUAUUCCAGCAAGCUGAAGGAAGGCUGUAGGUAUUCAACCAGACAAGAAGUAGGUUCCUCACAUAAGAAUAUGUAUGCUUCCUUAGCAGCUGGUAGGAAGAACUCAGAAGUUCUGUUAACCCAGCCAAGACGAUGUUCGUGGGGUUUCACUCCAGAUCAGAGGAGAGGAGGAAGAUGGGGAGAAGAUACAGUUAGAAAUUCAAGUCGAAAGCUUUGUUUCGAGCAAACUGUAACCACCGAAAGUGUGACGUCACCUUCAAUCCAGAAUCUUAAAGAACAACCACCUUCUUCAAGUAAUGUGAAGCCCAAAAACUCUCCAGUUGGCGUAGAGGAGGAAGAGGAGUCAGUGGAAGGCUUAUUCACUCAGCCAAGAAACUCUUCGUCGAGGCCAAACGAUAGAGAUAAAACAAGGAGAAGAUGGGCUGAAGAAUCCAUUGGCGGCAAUUCAUGCGGUGUGACUAAUCAUCCACUGCAAAUUCUUAAUGUGGUUUCUUCUAAAGAUGAAUCAGAAAUUGGACUGGAAAAACCAGCAAAUACUGCACAAAAAAAAAACCUGGCAGACAUGGUUGAAGAAGAGAGAAGGAAGAAUUUCAGCGUGGAAAAAAUAUCUGAGGAAGAGCUCUGA